Aureobasidium musti is the source of this 768-nucleotide messenger RNA. Lineage: Eukaryota; Fungi; Ascomycota; Dothideomycetes; Dothideales; Saccotheciaceae. The record is from the annotation of a GenBank genome assembly.
AUGGCCAAGCUGCCACCGAAUCAUCCAACACCUACGCUUCUCUCCACCGAUCCACCAACAUACGAGUUCUCCAAUGGUCUGAUUCUGAUGCACGAGUUCAUCACGAAAGAGGAAGAGGAGGAGAUGAUACGGGAAUACCACUUUGCGACAGCUUCACGAGAUGGAUGCGCUCUAAAGCGAGGAGCGGUGCAUUACGGCCCGCACUUUGACUAUACCACCUUUGCUGUGUCAAAGUCGGCAAGCACACCGCCCCCUGAAUAUCUCACGCGGUUGCUGAGUCGCUUGCCUGCCAGAGACGACAGAGAUAUACCUGAUCAGUAUACUUUGCAGCACUACCCGCCAGGCACAGGCAUACCUCCACACGUCGACACGCAUUCAGCUUUCGAGGAAACCAUCUACAGUCUUAGUUUCGGCGCUUCGACACGCAUGGAUUUCAAACUGUGUGGAGAGAAGGAGUCGAGGCGGCUGAGACUCCCAAAGCGAUCGCUUGGUGGUGGGAGUGAAACACCUCCGCCGCCGCCUUCACCUCCGGUCGAAGUGGUCGAUGAAAAGACGGAAGAGUGGGAAUUGGAAUUGCCUGCAAGGUCGUUGUUACUCAUGAGAGGCCCAUCCAGGUAUGGGUAUACGCAUGGCAUCAAGGGGAGGAAACACGAUCAAGAUGGGCCGAAGCUGGUGGCGAGGCAGGAUCGGUAUUCGUUGACGAUGCGGAAGAUUAAGCCGCCGGAAAGGAUUGGCUGCAAUUGCGAGUAUGCGCAUGUAUGUAGUUGA